Molecule: messenger RNA, 1152 nt
Organism: Rosa chinensis
Lineage: Eukaryota; Viridiplantae; Streptophyta; Magnoliopsida; Rosales; Rosaceae
Product: 2-hydroxyisoflavanone dehydratase
Exons: 1
Coding region: 50-1027 (325 amino acids)
Molecular function (GO): hydrolase activity
Source: RefSeq, a predicted model, not a curated record
UUGAUAAGAUCACCAAUCGAUUAUUCAUUUCUCAUCCAUCUCGGCUCCGAUGGGUUCCACCACCACCAAAGAAAUCGCCGCAGAGAUCCCCAAUCUCAUCAAGCACUACAAAGAUGGCACAGUAGAACGCCUCUUCGGCUCUCCACACGUUCCCCCAUCUCUUAACGACCCCGAUACUGGUGUCUCCUCCAAAGACAUCACCAUCUCACACAAUCCCUUAAUCUCCGCUCGCCUCUACCUCCCUCAAAACCAAACCAAAAAGCUUCCCAUCUUGCUCUACUUCCACGGCGGCGGUUUCUGCGUCGAGUCCGCCUUCUCCUCCCUCGACCACCGCUACCUCAACCGCCUGGUCUCGGAAGCUCAAGUCAUUGCUGUCUCAGUAGAGUACAGGCUGGCCCCGGAAAGCCCUCUUCCUGCUGCUUAUGAAGAUUGCUGGGCCGCUCUUCAGUGGGUUGCUUCUCACUCACUCAAUGAAGAUGAUACUUCUCACAAAGAGCCGUGGCUAGCCGAUUUCGGGGACUUUGAUAGAGUUUACAUUGGUGGAGACAGUGCUGGAGGGAACCUUGCACAUAACAUAGCUAUGAGAGCAGGGAUUGAGAGCUUACCUGGUGGGGUGAAGAUUUUGGGGGCUAUUCUGUCCCACCCGUACUUUUGGGGGUCCAAGCCAAUCGGGUCGGAGCCUAAAGGUGAAGACAAUGACAAGUCCCUGCCUUAUCUGGUUUGGAACUUUGCUUAUCCUUCUGCUGAUGGAGGCAUUGACAAUCCGUUGAUUAAUCCGAUGGUUUCGGGUGCUCCGAGUUUGGCCGGGCUUGGGUGCUCUAGACUUCUUGUCUGUGUUGCUGGCAAGGAUGAGCUAAGGGAUCGAAGCGUCUGGUAUUAUAAUUUGGUGAAGGAAAGUGGAUGGAAAGGAGAAGUGGAGCUGUUUGAAGUGGAAGGAGAGGAGCAUUGCUUUCAUAUCUUGUAUGAGAAAGAGACUGAGAAUGUAAAGAAAAUGAUCAAACGGUUAGCUGAUUUUCUAGUUCAGUAGAUCCAGGUUUUUAUGCAUACUAGAUUAUUUGGUAUGUUUGACUGUUGAGAGGAAGCUGCUUUGGGAUUAUCUCUCAGUUGAUUUUUAUAUGAAGUAAUAAUUUAGGCAAUUAUAUGCAUUUCAUA